GCCGAUUCCCGUCUCCUCUUGAGCGGUGACCUCGGUCCAUGGCCUCUGCGAUGCGGUGGGUGGAUCCGGGCCCUUGGUUGCUGUCUUUAUGGCUCUUCCUCCAGAUGGUCGUGGGGGCGAGAGCCGGCUUUCCGUGCGCACCCAGAGUCGUCGGCCACAAGGCCAUGGUGUGCGUCUGUAACGCCACCUACUGCGACACUCUGGAUCCCGUCUCCCUCCCGCCCCUCGGCAUCUUUGCCAAAUACGAGAGCAGCCAAGAUGGCCGGCGCUUCGAACUGAGCCAAGGGGCAAUGCGUUUGAGUCCCACACGGGCAGAUAAACUAUGCUGGCCUUUGGGGUCCCAUGGAGUUAGCGUCUGCCCUGUCUAA
Molecule: messenger RNA, 368 nt
Organism: Pogona vitticeps (central bearded dragon)
Lineage: Eukaryota; Metazoa; Chordata; Lepidosauria; Squamata; Agamidae
Source: RefSeq, a predicted model, not a curated record